AUGAAGAGCCAGUCGGGUGCAAAGACGGCACCGAAGAACAUCUCUGUGUAUCUUCGUGUGCGCCCCACCAUCGCCCGUGAGUCGAAGGCUUCAUGUAACAACUUGACCUUUGACCCCAGUGACCCGCGGACCGUUACUGUGACGCGAAAGAGCGGGUCAAGGGAUAUUUCAAAGGUGUAUACAUUUAACAAGGUCUUUGCCCCCUCGACGGGGCAGACAGAAGUGUACAAUGAGUUUGCGCGUGGUGCCGUUGACGCCGCCUUUGACGGUCAACAUGGCGUGCUGUUUGUGUACGGGCAAACAGGCUCUGGUAAGACGUACACCAUUAGUAAUAACGACCCCAAGAACCCUGGUAUGCUGCAGCAAGGCCUACACGAUGUCUGGAAUCGCAUUAACAAUGACAUGGAGUAUGAAUACAACUGCAGUGUGAGCUACGUGCAGUUAUACAAUGAAAUUCUGACCGACCUGCUGGACGCGCAGAAGGGGCGGGUACGCAUUCAGCUUGGCUCGGAAGGGUGUGGCGACGUUGUGCUUGUCGCGGAGUCGUCUGGAUUGCCCAUUGAGAAAAAUGUACGUAACUACGAGGAGACCAUGGAGUUGUUUUCUAUUGGCAUGAGUCGUAAGGAGAUGACAUGCACGGCAAUGAAUGAAAGCAGUUCCCGCUCCCACACCAUCUUCAACUUUAACAUCACCCGCUCCAAGAAGGUGAAGGUGGUGGAGGUAAAAACAGGGGAGUUGGGGGAUACGCCGGCGACGGCGUUGGAGGGGCGUCUUGUUAUUUGCGACCUGGCCGGCAGUGAACGGAUUAGCAAGACGCAUGCUGAGGGAAAAUCACUGGGCGAGGCAACCCACAUCAAUGGAAGUCUGCUUGUUCUCGGGAAGGUGGUCGCAGCAUUGACGGAGAAGAGCUCCCAGCACGUGCCGUUCCGUGAGUCCAAGCUGACUCGCAUCCUGCAGUACUCGUUGCUGGGUAACGGCAACACCUCCAUCGUGGUUAACUGCACCCCCGCAGACGAUUCCUCCGAGGAGACGUUGAGUGCCAUUUUGUUUGGCCAGCGGGCACUUCAAAUCAAGCAGGAGGCCAAGCGUCACGAGGUGCUCGACUACAAAGCACUUUAUCUGCAGCUUAUGGCUGAGCUCGACUCCAAGAACGAUGGAACACUGGAGGAUGCCCUGGGGGAGGAGCGGAGAGUGUACGAGGACCGCGUCAAUGCUCUGGAGGAUCGUGUCAAGCUUCUUAGCACUGAGAACGAUCUUCUGCGGCAGGAGAUUGCGGCGCUGCAGAGCGGGGGCGGUGAGGUGUCUUCCACUAGCUGUGCUGCGGCUGGAUGGCAGACUGUAAGUAAGCAGAUGCGGGAUAAACUGUGCGAGCGUGAUGCGGAGAUCAAAACCAUCACGGAUGAGAGGUUUAAGCUCGCCAUUCUUCUCGCGGAAGAAAAACGCACGGCCUUCCGGCUGGCGGAGAAACUGCGUGCGACUUUGAUACGCUACCAAAUGGACUCGAGACAGUGGACGCAGCGGCAGGAGGAGCUUGACGUUGAGCUGGCGCGGCUGAAAGGCACGGACUACAUCAGUGUCACGGGUGGCAUGAACGAAUGCAGCUCGCUGUGUGGGACGGUGGGUCAGGCCUCUCCCACGGAUUCCAUGAACGUCUCCGCGGGACAGGGCGAUGCAUACUUGCAGGAGCAGCUGGAUAAGGCCUACACACGCAUCCGAGAGCUGAAUAAGGAGCGAGUGGAGCGUAUAGUUUACCAAUUCAAGGCGGAAAAGGCCAUCCGAAUGCUGCAUGCCGAGAAGGCGGCGCUUGAAAAGAGACUUGCACAGUAG
Molecule: messenger RNA, 1827 nt
Organism: Trypanosoma rangeli
Lineage: Eukaryota; Euglenozoa; Kinetoplastea; Trypanosomatida; Trypanosomatidae
Product: putative kinesin
Exons: 1
Coding region: 1-1827 (608 amino acids)
Biological process (GO): microtubule-based movement; mitotic spindle organization
Molecular function (GO): microtubule motor activity; ATP binding; microtubule binding
Source: RefSeq, a predicted model, not a curated record